CUGCACUGCUCCCACUGAAGUGUAUUGUUUGCUGCGAGUAACCGGCCGUGCUGUUAUUCCUGCCCCUUGUGUACCUGAGUGUGCGGGAGCUGUGUGUGUUUGUCUGUGUGUGUCUGUGUGCGGAGAAAUGUACUGUGCCCGCCUGUAUGUGACAGGGCUCCUCCAGUUACAUUAUACGUCUAGCUGUGUGUAUAAUAUGUGAUUCCUAUUCGACACCCGGGCGGGCAGCGCCUUUCCCUGUGAUCACAUCUCCCCGGUAGAGCCAACUGGAUCCUCCCCCAGGCUUGGGCCCGGUCGGUUCAUUGCUUCUCUCUCCCUCUCUCUUAGUCAGGCCUUUGUGUCUCUCCUCCCUUCUUACUUCCCCUGUUCUCUCUCUCUCCCCUGUGCAGCUCCUGUCUGUUCUCUCUCUCCCCUCCCCCCUGGAUCUCGCUGCGUCUUGCUCUCCCUACCUCGUUCUUCUAGCCACUUGCCAGUCUCCCCUAAACCUUCUCCUGGAUUCCCCCCUUAGUUUCUGUCCAGACAUCCUUUAGUAUCCCCCUUAGUACCCCUCUCCCCCAGCCGAUUGCUUAGUUCACUGUCCUGCCCUGCGCACAUCUGUCACCAGUCUCUCUGCUGGGCUUCUGAGCUGACAACUUCACUGUGUCUGCUUCCAUUUCUUCCUCUACUUCUCCAAAAACCCAGAGAAUGAUGAAGUCUCCUCCAGCUCACUGAUGCCUCUGCCUUUGCAAUUCUCCUGCCCUUCCGAUAAUUGUGCCCAACACCCAGUACAGCUGCUAACUGGACCCGUUAGGACCAACCUGUUGUUGAGCCGGGGCCUGACUGAUGUGGGGCUCUGCUAAAUCACCCACUGCUUCUCAGCGAUCAGUUUCAUCUGCCUGGAUACAUUGUGAUUGGCCCUUCUUCAGACAAAUCCUUCCUACAACAUUGCACUACUAGACACCAUUGCACUACUAGACACCAUUGCACUACUAGACACCAUUGCACUACUAGACACCAUUGCACUACUAGACACCAUUGCACUACUAGUUAAAGGGUUCAGGCUUGGAUGAGAAUGUUCCCGGAAGGAAAGGGUUAAGGAGCCAGACACCUGCCUGAAGUCGCCCCAGGUAUUUCCCCAGCAGCCCAUGUAACGUUGGGUCUCCCUCCCAUCUCCAGGCGGUGGCAGGAUGCCAAGUAGACCCCACUAUCAACGCAAAAAUGCAUCGGACGACCAGGAUUAAAAUCACCGAGCUAAACCCACACCUCAUGUGCGUGUUGUGCGGCGGGUACUUUAUAGACGCUGCCACCAUAAUCGAGUGUCUCCAUUCCUUUUGCAAAACCUGCAUCGUUCGAUAUCUGGAGACGAGCAAAUACUGUCCGAUCUGUGAUGUUCAAGUGCACAAAACCAGGCCCCUUCUCAACAUCAGGGCAGACAAAACCCUUCAGGAUAUUGUGUAUAAGCUGGUGCCAGGGCUCUUCAAAGGUGAAAUGAAGAGGAGAAGAGACUUUUAUGCUGCUCAUCCUUCUGUAGAUGCUGCCAAUGGCUCCAACGAGGACAGAGGAGAGGUCGCAGAUGAGGACAAGAGGAUCAUCACAGAUGAUGAGAUCAUUAGCUUGUCCAUCGAGUUCUUUGACCAAAAUAGAGCUGACCGUAAGGGAAGCAAAGACAAGGAGAAAUCCAAGGACGAGGCUAAUGACAAGCGCUAUUUGCGCUGCCCCGCGGCUCUGACCAUCAUGCACCUGAGGAAGUUCUUGAGAAGCAAGAUGGACAUCCCCAGUAAUUUCCAGAUCGAUGUGAUGUACGAGGAGGAGCCGCUGAAGGACUAUUACACCUUAAUGGACAUUGCUUAUAUCUACACCUGGAGAAGGAACGGCCCCCUUCCGCUCAAGUACCGAGUGAGACCGACUUGUAAACGGGUGAAGAUAAACCCACACACCGACAGGAUAAACAACACUAGCGGCGACAUGGAAAGUGACUCUGGCAGCGACAAAGCGGGCAGCCUGGGUGGUGGCAUUCCUUCCACUUCCUCUUGUAUGCCCCGCCCCCCUGUGCAGUCCCCGCACCCACACUUCCCCCACAUCUCCAGCACCAUCAAUGGAACCAACUCCAGCAGCAGCCACCAGAAUCCCUUCGCCAACAGAGCGAGGAAAAUCUCAUUAAACGGAGUCUCCGCCAUCUCAUCGGGAUGAACAGCGCCCCCGGCGGAAGGGAGGACUGGCGCCCCGUCUGAUUCCUAGAUCUCUCCAAACCAUUGCAGCUUUAGAUGCUAAUAUGUGUGGCGUUUUGUCCAAAUCGCUUUCUUUGUAGUGAAACCAUAUAUCGCCCGGGAGUGAAUUCAGAGGAUUAUUAUUCUUAUUAUUAUUUGGGGUUACAGUGAAAGACUCUUGAAAGUGUUAUUCAGAUGGAUAACCAAUGAUAUGGCGUGUGGAUGCUGGGAGGAAACUAUUGGAUGUUAUGAGAAUUGGCUUUUAUUGACCUUGGAACUGGCAAUUGUUUGGGCCACUGUGGAUGUACAAAUCGCAGUUACACCAUUGGGUUGCCAAUUAGGAAUGGUCCUGUUGGAUGUACAAGCAGCUCCAGUGGAUAUCUUGCCAUUGCUUGGAUCUCACCAUGUUGCAUUAUGUUGUGUGCCCUCUUGGCUAGCUUGCAGAUGUUGCUUUGCUAUACCCUGGCCUUGUGUUUGGGAGGAUCCAAGACCAAACGGUGGAUUAAACCAUUUGGAGUACAAGGGGGAAUCUCUUGGGAACAGAGCUCUUUUGCUAUUGUGUGUGAACUCCUAGAAAGCGAUCACCUUGUCACAUCCAGCCGAGAGAUACAUAGAGACGCAUCUAUGUAGCCACUUCACUGUGAAUAGCGUUAGCCAUGUUCAUUUCUUAUUUUCUUUUUCUUUUCAUAUUUCGUUUGUCCUGGCACCCAAAGUCAUUUUUUUUUUUACAACCAGUGCACCCAGCACCCCAGCUUGGCAUAUCUGAAAGAAAAUGGAAUUAAUCGAUCAAGUUAUGAAAUAAUCAAAACAACAACAAUAAAGAAACGCGUUUUUUUUUGUUCUCCAGUUUUACAAUCUCUUCGCCUAAAGAAAGCGGGUAUUGCCGUUUAUUUUAGUGACUUGUAUAAAUGAUUCGCUUUUGUAAGAAUCAGUCGGCGUAUUGAACAAUGCCAUAUUGGUAUAUCUGACAGAACAGGAGACAGUAUUGUAUGAUAUAUUUAUAAAUACUAUAAUGAAAAUAUUGGGUUUCAUGCACUCACAAAUGAUUAAGAUUCGUUCAUUUUUUUUUAUUAUCCCUCACAAAAUCUAUUUGGAUUGUCAGUUUGGUAGCACAGCCUUGAGGAGUCCCAGGGGCACAACUCUGCUCAUCAGCAUCCAAUCAGUAUGGUUCCAAGCAAUAAGGGUCCACUUUGUGUUUCUUUGUUUGUUUUUUUAACUCUCAACCCCAGCUUGUUUGGGAAGUACCAACUGUUUGCAGUGUUUAAAAAGAAAAUAUUAAUAUUGCUAGUAUCUGGUAUAAUGAUAAACCCUCAGUUAAUAAUGGGUUUCCCUUCAAGAACAAAAAUGAUCUAAAAGGUUCUUGAUUAGUGCCCCACACAGCUGGGACAGAACUACAUCUCCUAAUAUACCUCGAUAGCCAAUUAGUCAGGGGUACUGGGAGUUGUAGUUGUAGCCACCAGAAGCUCUCAUUCAGCUCCUUGCAUCUUGUCAGAUCGGUCGUUUGACUUGAUCGUUGCAGGGAGUUGCCAAUAGACUGGUUUGGAUCCAGCCUGGUGUCUGCUGAUCAUUUUGGAGGAAUUGUGUGUUACUGUGUCUCAUCAUUUCAUUAUCUCCAGUCUGCAAAUGAAAGAAGCACAAUUAUAUUGCUUUAUUCUUCUCGCUUAUAGUCAUUAAACCGUUACUUUUACAUA
Molecule: messenger RNA, 3877 nt
Organism: Xenopus laevis (African clawed frog)
Lineage: Eukaryota; Metazoa; Chordata; Amphibia; Anura; Pipidae
Gene: bmi1.L
Product: BMI1 proto-oncogene, polycomb ring finger L homeolog
Exons: 10
Coding region: 1198-2169 (323 amino acids)
Biological process (GO): negative regulation of transcription by RNA polymerase II
Cellular component (GO): PRC1 complex; nucleus
Molecular function (GO): promoter-specific chromatin binding
Source: RefSeq, a predicted model, not a curated record